UGCUGCCUCAUCACCACUAUAGGAUUAGGAUGUAUUAUUAGUCAAAUAAUUCGCACAACCAAAUUAUCAUUUGACAAAAACAGAGAUCGAAGAACGAGAGAGACGAUUUGUGUGUGUUGGAAUCCACAGCUUUGUCGCUACAAGCAAUCAAGUCAACACUCUGACCGCCUCAACCGCUAACUUAACCAAUCAUAAAAUCCUCGCUCACACGUAAUAAUCCCCCCAAAACCCCAUAUGGCUUCUUCUUCAAUUCACUGCGAUAUUCGCUGCGCCCUUCUUCUUCACUUGGCCACGUCAUCGUCACCAUCAUCGCCGUCGUCGUCGUCGCUAUCCACGAUUAGGACUCUCGGUCCCCACCGCAUAACCUCGCGCGCCUCCGCGGCGCGUCGGGUGCUGUCGUCGUUCUCCUCAUCGCCGCGGACGGCGUCGUUCCGCGUCAGAGCUUUCUCCAAUGACGAGUCGAAAGAGGCCGUGAAGCUUCCGGAGAAGCCGUCGAUAUGCACCGCCGACGAGCUCCACUACGUCUCCGUGCCCGACUCCGAUUGGAGGCUCGCCCUCUGGCGCUACCGCCCUUGCCCCAAGGCCCCUCAGAGGAAUCACCCAUUGCUGCUAUUGUCUGGGGUGGGGACCAAUGCAAUUGGAUACGAUCUCUCUCCUGAGUCGUCAUUUGCACGUUACAUGUCUGGGCAAGGAUUUGAGACAUGGGUUCUCGAAGUUCGUGGUGCUGGAUUGAGUCUCCAUGAAGCAAAUAGGAAACAAAUCCAGGAGUCUGCCCAUGCAAAAUCUGAACAGAUGGAAUCUGUGUCUAAGGGUGCAACAAAUGGAGCUUUUUCUGCAGAAAAACAGUCAAAUAGCUUCUCUGGUGCCCUUGCAAAAUCUGAACCAAUGGAAGCUGUUUCUCAGAGUGCAACUGAUGGAGCUAUUUCUACAGAAAAGCAGUCAAAUAGUUUUCCUGGUGCCUCAGCAUUUGAAACUCCUGUUCACAAAAUAAACGAUCAGAUUUCAGCUGCCAAAGGAGACCUUACAAGUAUACCAACUGUAGGGGGCGAAUCAAAAUCCGUGACAAGUUUGACUGAAACUUUUACGCAGAUGUCAGAACGAUUGUCUGGCUUUCUUGGUGAAGGUCAAUCCAGUAUCAUUUCUGCUAAUUUACUUGAUCAAAUUUCAAAACUUUUUGCUGAUUCUACCUUAUCUGAGCGUUUCAAUGAUAUAAGCAAUAAGCUUUCAAGCCUCUUAGAGACAAGACAAAACUCUGCUUUUGCUAGCCAAAUCAGAGACCUCAGUCAAAGGCUUGUGAAUAUAAUUGAAGAAGGUCAGCGGUCUGUUUCUCCAUCACUGUUUGACUUGCAAGAGCGUCUUUCUUCCACACUAGAAGAUUUUCAGAAGCAACUUGACUUGAUAGUGAAGUAUGACUGGGACUUUGAUCACUACCUUGAAGAGGAUAUACCUGCUGUGAUGGAGUAUAUAUUGGUGGAAAGUAAGCCGAAGGAUGGGAAGUUGUUAGCUAUUGGGCAUUCAAUGGGUGGGAUCUUGCUUUAUGCAAUGCUUUCACGAUGUGGUUCUGAAGGAAGAACGUGCAACCUAGCAGCUGUUGUAACUCUGGCCUCAUCACUUGAUUACACAUCUUCGAAAUCAACUCUCAAAUUGCUUAUACCACUUGCAGACCCCGCCCAGGCUCUCAAUGUCCCUGUUGUUCCUUUGGGGACAUUAUUGGCAGCGGCUUAUCCUCUCUCAUCCCGCCCUCCUUAUGUCUUAUCUUGGCUCAAUGAUCUGAUUUCAGCACAGGGCAUGAUGCAUCCAGAAUUAUUGAAAAAGCUGGUUUUGAAUAACUUUUGCACAAUACCAGCAAAACUUCUGUUGCAGCUAACAACAGCUUUUAAGGAGGGUGGAUUACGUGACAGGAGUGGCACCUACUUGUUUAAGGAUCAUAUACAUAAAAGCAAUGUCCCUAUUUUGGCUCUUGCUGGAGAUAAGGAUCUAAUAUGCCCUCCUGAAGCUGUUGAAGAAACUGUUAAGGUAAUACCAGAGCACCUGGUUACAUAUAAAGUUUUUGGAGAAUCUGGAGGUGCACACUAUGCUCAUUAUGAUUUGGUAGGAGGCCGAAUGGCAGCAGAGCAAGUCUAUCCCUGUAUAAUUGAAUUUCUUAGUCAGCACGACUGAUGAUUGAUUACCUGAAACCAUGAAACUUAAAUCGCCGUCAAAUCAUUACUGGACCAAGCCUGAUCUUAGAACAGGCUUUGAAAGCUGCCAUCAUUGAUGCUGUCACACAUGCUCAUCAUGUUGUUAGGAUUUCUGGUGCAGAGAAGCAUUUCUAGUAGAAAGAGACACUAAAUUUUCAAGAAGAGUGCACAGGAGAUGUUUUUCUUCCGAGAGCGGAAUGCACAGUUAUUUUAUAAACACAGUUCUGUUCACCGCCACCCGUGGAUAAUUUGUACAUGUAUAUUCAUGAUAAUUUGUUCAUAAAAGGUCAUUUGUUGUUUUCUGUA
Messenger RNA from Rosa chinensis, 2486 nucleotides. RefSeq lists its product as uncharacterized. NCBI's taxonomy places the organism in Eukaryota, Viridiplantae, Streptophyta, Magnoliopsida, Rosales, Rosaceae. Bases 235 to 2160 code for a protein of 641 amino acids. The transcript is spliced from 9 exons. The record is from RefSeq and is a predicted model, not a curated record.